AUGCUGAAAUCGGUGAAGCCGGAAGAUAAGUCCAUGGCUAUGGCGCUCGUCGUUGUCGUCACCAGCCUCUUUGCAUUCAUCCCGGGUCCCAUCAUCUACGGUGCCAUCAUCGAUUCGACGUGCCUGAUCUGGAAAGAGCCGACUUGUGGGACUGGCAAAGGCAACUGCGCCUUCUACGACAGCGACAAAUUCCGCAUCGCUCUCCACGCCUGGACAGCCGGAUUUGUGGCCGUGGCGCUGAUAUUCGACGUCCUCGUCUGGAUCCAAAGCAGAGAUCUAGUCCUCUACCCAGAGAAGAAAGACGACCAGAAGACCAAAUCUCGGAACGGGACCACAACCACGUGAAAAAAAAAUUCAUACAAGAGUGGUUUUGACAAUAUCCCAUUCAAAUGCAAACAAAAAAACUGAGCGGACUCUAAAAACUUCUUGAAUAGAUGUAGUCCCUUUUUCCCGUUCGUUCGGGGCCGCGAUCACAGUGGAUUCUUUAUCGUUAGAAAACUUUCAUUGUCUCCUUUGAUUCAGUAUUUAACACAGGAGAACUCUUUCAGGAGUCUGUCCCGCCUGCUGCUUAUCCACCGCUCAGUUCUUUUUUUGUUGAAUGGUGUGCUGAAUUCGACCAUAUCCUUUGGAAACAGUAUUUUAUACGUUUUCCACGAAGGACCCUAAUUGUGAUUUUGCGUGAUGAAGUCCGUAGGGCCUGUUUUUUUUUGUAUGUCCUACAAUUUUCCCACGAUGUGGUCAUACUGACGGUGUCUGGAUGCAUUUUUCCCUUUUGUUUUCCACGAAUAAAGAUGUCAUCGGGUGUUUCCAUACAAAACCGGGGCCGAGAGUUUCCCACCGUGACGCCUCGAGUGACGGACGUGAGGCCGACCAGAC
Molecule: messenger RNA, 876 nt
Organism: Darwinula stevensoni
Lineage: Eukaryota; Metazoa; Arthropoda; Ostracoda; Podocopida; Darwinulidae
Source: the annotation of a GenBank genome assembly